GUGUUAACUGGUGUCAGAUUUUCCAGUGAAAAAUAUUUUGAGUUGCACAGUGUUGGACUCGGUGUUGUUCUGAGCACCUGCCGUGUUGGAACAGCUCUGGGGGCGGUGCUACGUGAGAGAGUUGAACGCAAACUCGGAGUGAGAGUUGGUCCAACAUCCGGUCUCUGACGGCGGUUUUUCCUCCUCAAUUCGCAUGGCGAGACGACAAGUCGGAUAUUUCGAAUACACUAAAAACGCUCCUGUGAUGUGCCAUCAUGUUGCUGAAAGUUAAAUACGAGAGUACUAAGAAGUACGUCAGAUUACAGGCAGGUUUCACCUAUCGGGAAUUCAUCAGUGAAGUCAAAAGUAAGUUUGGGCUUCCUGAUUCAGCUGAACUUCAGGUUUUUGAUGAAUCUGACACAGCAGUGGAGGAGGAUGUUCUUCUUGAACUGAUAGAAGCCAGUCCGAACAUAUGCCUGACUGUAUGUGACAGCUUAUUGGGAGUUUUCUCUCCUUUAGAUCAUUCAACACCAUCUUCCCUCACUGAUACCAUCUCUCUGUCAUCAAGUGACACUGAUCUUCACAAAGAGUUAAGUAUUCCCACUGUCGGAAAUGGAUCGAGGUCUGAGGUCAGAAACAGAUCUACUACAGAGGUUUCCGAGUCCGAGGCUGCAAAAGAGAUGGUAGAAAAUGCCUUGCGUGUAAAGCCUGGCGGUGAGGAUGUUCUCGGAGAGUAUCAGUCAAACAAUUCACUGACACAUCGUACCCGGAGGCAACUUGUCAACAUAUUGGCUAGCCAUAUGACUGAGAACCAUGGGAGGAUUCCUUCGCGCAAGCAUAAGGAGAAGUAUGCCCUGGGAAUCGUGACACUUUUUCCUUCACUCAAAGAUCCUUUUUCUCCAAAGGGCUAUGAGCACUUUUAUGAUGGGGAAAAAGGCACAGGAUAUUUAGCAUGGCGCCUCAAGACCAUGUCAAGGAAAAGAUGUCAAAGGCCAGCGAAGGUAACGACGGUGGUACAAGAACAAGGACCAAAGCGCAGAAGAACAUCUGCCACACUGCCUCAGCAGCUUCAUGGAGAUACCUGCAAAGAGGCAAUAUCAUUUCUCCUUCACUGCAAUGAUGAUGGAAGUGUAUUUGAGAAGAUGAAGAUGACCUUUCAACAUCGCCAGGACCUGGUUUAUGACCCACAAAGAACAACAGAUAUCUUCAAAACCUUUCCACGAUUUUUAGAUGUCAAAGGACUUCUAAACCAAGACUUUGUACUGCUGUUUGGAGUGGAAACGGCCGCCAAGAUGCUUGAGAAGUGGGACACAGCAUUCAAGCCCAAGGUUAUUGAAGAGGCAAAACAUCUGACUCAGACAACUGAAGUGUGUCAACUUCUGAAAGCUGCUGAAAAACUUGCGGUCAAUGAUGACACCAACUGGGACAGUGACAUGGCUUCUCUGCUGCUGCUUCUCCAUCUUCUGCCACCCACUGCUGGUCGGAAAAGGAUCAAAAUAAGUCCCAGUGAUGCUGUUGGAAAAAUGGUCCACUUUCAUAAGUCAUGCUGCAGCAUUGAAGAACACUUGCGAGAACGAGAGGGUAAACAACCAUACAUCCUUGCUGUUGGCCGAACCAAGAUCAACAUUGAAACUUUCUACAUUGUCGUGGACAAACAGCUCAUUCCCUGCCAAGCCACCAGCUCUUUGGGUGCUUUCGAUGAACUGUUUAAAUCCCACUACGUUUUCAACCUGUCCUAUGAUGAGUCCCUGAGCCCACUGUACACUUUUGUGCAGACAACCAUCUAUAAUAUCGAUGCGACAACAACAGAUGAAUCUCCAAGAGUUCGUGAGUUUCGGGCUAAACUCUUCAACUAGGUUUGAAAAAUGUUGAAAUGUUUCAUUUGUCAGGCUGAACAUGUGGCCAGCAAGUCUUUGAUAACCCAUUUAAGACUUGAUCACAGUUUCUAUCCAAGCACCAGGUUUAAGUUGACUUGUGUUCAAGAUCGUUGUAGGAGGCAAUUUUCAACAUAUUCAGGCUUCAAAAAACAUCUAGCAACUGUUCAUGAAAAUAUUUCUCAGAGUGGUGUUUCUACAAGUUCAGUGUCCUUUCAGACUGAUGAUCUUGAAGAUGUUAGUGGGUCAGAUGUGGUGAUGAGUCAAGAGGCUGGAUGUUCUGAGAAUAGUGGGUCAAGUCUUCACAAGAACAAUGUUAAUCAUAUUUGUGCUUCACUUAUUGCAAAACUCCAAGGAAGUGGGGUGGCAAAUAGUGUUGUCUCAACAAUUGUUAAUGAUUUAGAGGAACUUGCAACCGGGCUUCACUCCCAAGUCAAAGAUGAUAUAUUGUCUGUUUUGCCUCAAGAUAAUCCUGCAAGAUCUACAUUAGAAGAAUCCCUGAACAGUUUUGAAAACCCAUUUCAUGACUUCAAUACAGAAACUAAAAGAAUGAAAUACUUCAAAGAAAAAUGGGGGCUUGUGGAACCUGUAGAAGUAAUGUUAGGUGUUCGAUUCGAUUCGAGGAGAAAUAAACAAACAGGCACUUAUGAUCAAGUUCCAGUGAAAGACACCUUUAUUUACAUUCCAAUUUUGGAAACAAUAAAGUUUAUGUGUCGCAAUUCGGAUAUCUGUAAGCUGCUAGGGGAACCACAUGCAUCAAAAGCCAACAUUUUAGAGGAUUUGUGUGAUGGAAGUUACUGUAAGACACAUCCAUUAUUCUCCAACCAACCAACCUCUUUACAAAUUCAGUUGUACUACGAUGACUUCGAAACCGCCAACCCGCUGGGUUCAAAACGCAGUGUACACAAAGUAGGUGCUUUCUAUUUUGUCCUAAGAAAUCUGCCACCAAAGUUUAACUCUAUUCUGAUGAACAUACAUUUGGUUGCACUGUUUCAUACAGAGGAUAUUAAAAAAUAUGGAUUUGAUGCUAUUCUACAACCACUGAUAGAUGACAUCAAGACACUGGAGUCCCAUGGCCUCGAUUUACCGUUCUCCACUGAAAAAGUCUAUGGCACUAUAUGUCAGAUAACUGGGGACAACUUGGGGAUGCAUGCAAUUAUGGGUUUUACAGAGUCUUUUAGUGGACGCCAUUUCUGUCGUUUGUGUUUGAUUGAUAAAGAUGAUGCCCAGAAUGUUCAUCACGAGGAUGACCCCAGGAUAGUUUUGCGAGGAAAGGAUAUUUUUGAAAUGCAUUGCAGUGAGUUGCAUUCAGAUCCACAGAGGUUAUCAGUGUUUGGUUUAAAGCACAAAUCAUCCUUAAAUAGCCUGCAGUUCUUUCAUGUUUGCCACAAUUUUUCUUUGGACAUAAUGCACGACAUUCUCGAGGGAGUGGCUCAGUACGAGAUAAAGUUACUGAUGGAAUAUCUCUCUGAAAACAUUUUGUCGAAACCUGAUCUACUGUCAAGAAUUUAUGCUUUUGACUAUGGAUACCUGGAACGCAAAAAUCGUCCGACCAGGAUCACUAUGGACAGUAGUGGCAAUAAUAUAGGACUCAAUGCAAUCCAAACUCUUUGCCUUGUAAGAAACAUUCCUUUGAUUUUUGGCGAUAUUGUGCCUCAAGGAAACAAAAACUGGACCUUGCUGCUUCUGUUGCUGCAGAUAAUUAACAUAAUA
Messenger RNA from Melanotaenia boesemani (Boeseman's rainbowfish), 3566 nucleotides. RefSeq lists its product as uncharacterized. The record is from RefSeq and is a predicted model, not a curated record. The transcript has 10 exons. The coding region runs from base 255 to 1835 and encodes 526 amino acids. NCBI's taxonomy places the organism in Eukaryota, Metazoa, Chordata, Actinopteri, Atheriniformes, Melanotaeniidae.